Messenger RNA from Trypanosoma theileri, 567 nucleotides. RefSeq names its product putative variant surface glycoprotein. Bases 1 to 567 code for a protein of 188 amino acids. The transcript has a single exon. Lineage: Eukaryota; Euglenozoa; Kinetoplastea; Trypanosomatida; Trypanosomatidae. The record is from RefSeq and is a predicted model, not a curated record.
AUGCUCAAUCUCUGCAGAGUGUUAUUGAAGGUGCAGUCGCACCAGAAGGUCAAAUCACAACACCCAAACGCCGGUACCCGCUUUGGUCGAGUGUAUAAUCGUGGUUUCAUUCGCUACGGAUUUGGUGGAUUUGGAAUGAGUGUGUAUACACCAAAGAAGGACCGAAGAUUUCGAGUCUUGACUCCACCCCCACCGAAGGGAGAUCUCUUUGCCGAUAAUGAAUCUCUGGUGCCCACCACUCGCACACUUUCACCAAACUUCCGCGCCUUUGCAUUGGAGGAUGGUGGGGUACUUUUCACACAUCCAACACAUGAACAGAUCAUGCGAUGGGGACAGGGUGUUUUAACGGAAGAAGGAAAAGCCACGGGAAUGACUUCCAUGGAUAAUUACGUGAACUCACGCAUUCAAUCUAUUAUAGCAGAAAAUACAGUUGAGAAUGUCGCAAUUAGUCACUGGCGCCGGCGGCACAUGUGGAAUCUCAUCAAAGCACAUGGAAAGCUGCAGCGACGGUGGGGUGUAUCCGAUACUCUGAAGGGAGCACGUUCAAACAUUUACGGACGCUCUUGA